AUGAGUAAACAUGCUGAUAAAUUUAUGGGGGGUAUGUUAAAACUUAAAAUUAAGAAAAAAAAAAUAGAUAAAAAAUGUAGAAGCCAGGAUAAUGAUGAGCAGGUAAAGGUCAGCUAUGAUCAAAAUGAACAAGUGAAAAGGAAAGAAAAAUACGAAAAAGGCGAAAAAGAAAAAAAGGAAGAAAAGUACGAAAGAGGCGGAAUAGAAAAAAAAAAAAAAAAAAAAAAGGAGGAGGAUAUCACUGUACUAAGUGGGAGUGGAAGAAUAGUAACGACAAAAAACACGAUUCAAGGAUUUGAAACCAAAUUUGUAGAAGAAAUAGAGAAAGGGUAUAAAAUCAUUUUAAAAAAUCCUACUAGUUUGCAGACAGAAGAGAGAACAGUCAUCUCCAUUUUAAGUAACAGAACGUUACUUGUUGAUGAAGAAUUUUCAAGUGAUAUAAGUACGACGUGCAAAUAUUAUAUUAGCAAAAGUGGAAGAGCUGAAGUUGGAGUUGGACAAGGAAAAGGCAAAGGGGAAGAAGCAAGGGAAGAUGCAAGGGAAGAUGCAAGAAAGGCACAUGAAAACGAACAUAGCAACACAGAAGAUAAGAAAAGUACCACUUAUUUACAGUAUGCUAAAGUAAUAGAGCAAAAACCAAAACACGAUGUUAUAAAAAUAAGAAAAAAAGUUGGUCUAUGGUCUUACAAAAUGGUUGAUAAAAAAAUUAAGGGGAACUUAACUAAUGAACAAAAACUAGAUGAACGGGUGAAAAGUGGGAGGGACAAAUUCUGUUGGUGA
Plasmodium malariae is the source of this 780-nucleotide messenger RNA. RefSeq names its product conserved Plasmodium protein, unknown function. Bases 1 to 780 code for a protein of 259 amino acids. The transcript has a single exon. NCBI's taxonomy places the organism in Eukaryota, Apicomplexa, Aconoidasida, Haemosporida, Plasmodiidae. The record is from RefSeq and is a predicted model, not a curated record.